Symbiodinium natans is the source of this 606-nucleotide messenger RNA. The record is from the annotation of a GenBank genome assembly. NCBI's taxonomy places the organism in Eukaryota, Dinophyceae, Suessiales, Symbiodiniaceae.
AUGGGACUUGCUACGCCCACGCAAUCUCCUCCGCCACUCACUCUGCGCUCUUGCGGAUCGUUGGCCGUGCAGGUGGCUAUCCAGAUGUUGCGGGACGACAUUAUUCGCAAAUUUCACAACCGACGCAACCGCAGCGAACGAGCUGUGCUGCAGUAUGUGUGUAGAAGGUACGGCUUGCACUUUCAGCGCGUGCGCUUUCCGCAAGCGCGCGAAGCCGUGAGGCAAGGGCGAGCGGUUGUGGCAAUCUUCACGCUGUCGUCUCCGGGAUGGGACAAAUUUGGUGAAUUCUUCAGCACGCACCGACGUGGAGUGCUAUGUAGGAAGCACAUGCGGGCCGGGCGCGGCGACGAUGGCGACGACUCUGAAGGUUACGCAGAUUCUUCGCGCGAUGGUCAUGUAGUCACAUAUAUCAAAGACGAUGACCGCUACAUGACCUUGAUGAACUCUUGGGGCCCAGAUUUUGGUGACAGGGGCUUUUUCAAAAUAGCUGGUCCGUGGGUGUUGUCUGAGCUAGUGCCGAUGGAGUUCUUCGACAUCUUCUGGUAUGAGGAUGAUCUCUCGAAGCAAGCGCAGAGGAGUUUUCGCCGCCUCCAUCGUCGAAUGUAG